GCGAGAGACUCGAGAGACCAGCUCUAGAACCGUUGGAUCAGUUUUAAAUAUGUGGCUAGAUUUACUAUACGUUAUAUUAGUAUAAAACCUGUAUAAUUCGUAUAAGGGCAGUAGAUGGAAUGGUUUAAUUGUUAAAAAUAAAAAUACGUACGUUUCAGUGUAUCAAUCAUAGAUUCAUUACCAAACCUUCCUUUUAAUUAAAAGAUUAUGCAGACAAUCUACAUCCCUGAUUGAUGCCUGUUCAUAUUUCUAUUUUUUUCUACGUUCAUGCUCAAGUCUAUCAAUGGAGAACAAUCGAUCUUAUCAAGCUUGUUCUGAUGCUUCAAGCAACAGUUUACCCGAGGGUUCCAAUCUUUUUGAUGGUGUUGAUCUUGAGAACCUUGGAAAGGACUGGAUUCCCGAAUUUCCCGACAGGUCAAAACCUAAAAUGGGUCAACGUUUCAGUGAUCUUGAUCAGGGCUAUAUCUUUUAUAAGGAAUACGGCAGACAAUCUGGAUUCGAUGUACGUCGUUCAACCGAAAAGAGUGAUAGGUUUGGUAACACUAUAACAAAGUAUUACGUGUGUUCUAGGUCAGGUAGGCCGGAAGACAAAAAUCUUGACGAGAACACAAAAAGAAGAAGAACUAUAUCAACAAAGUGCGAAUGUCAUGCAGAACUUGUGCUUGGGAUUCACGACGGUGGAGGAUUUUUUGUUAAAAAAUUUACAGAGGCUCACAAUCAUCCGUUUGCAGGCAAGGGGGGAAUGCAAUUCUUGAGGUGCAGCAGGCCCCUCUCUGAUUUCCAUAUGAGGUUCAUUGUUGAUGCUUCUAAAUCAAACAUUGGUGCCUCACGAGCCUUUACCAUUCUAAAGUCCAUGAUUGGUUCAUAUGAGGAUAUAGGAGCUACUGUUGUUGAUUUUAAAAACUUUUCUAGGGAUAUUAAAAAACAUAUUGGGAAGCACGAUGCUGAUAUGAUUAUUCAGAAAUUCAAGGAUAUACAAGAUUCAUCAGACCCCCAUUUUAGAUUUGAAUACCGAACUGACUCACAUAAUCAUCUAACUCAACUAUUCUGGGCAGACGGUCAAUGCAGAAAAAAUUAUGAAGUUUUUGGUGAUGCGGUUUCAUUUGAUGCAACGUAUAGGACAAACAGGUAUGGAAUGGUUUUUAUUCCGCUAGUGGGGAUAGAUAACCAUUGGAAGAGUGUAACUUUUGGUGCAAUAUUGCUUGAGAAGGAAGAUAACGAUAACUAUAUAUGGGCCUGUGAAUCCUUCAAGAAAGUUUUUGUCAAGAAUCCUAAAUGUAUAAUCACAGAUCAGGACCUUGCAAUGAAGCUUGGUACUGUUUUCUGCGCCGAGUCAGGCUUCAUGGAGAAACUUAACCAGUUUAUCUGGUCAGAUCAUAUUACUCCAGAAGAGUUUGAACAAGGAUGGUCUGAUGCUAUUGAAGAAUUUGACUUGAGUGACAAUGUAUGGCUCAGGGAAAUGUUUGAACUGAGGAAUUUUUGGAUUCCAGCAUACUUUAAUGACGAGCCAAUGGUUGGCCUUCUCCGAACAACAUCUAGAUCAGAAAGUUCUAAUUUUUAUUUUGGCAAUUAUGUUCAAAGAGGAGACACACUUUCAGAGUUUUAUCUCUGUUAUCAAAGUGCAAUUGACAAACAGAGGAAUAACUCGAAGAAAUUGACCCACUAUGAUGAUUUCACACCAAAGUUAAUAACUGACAGAGAGAUUGAGAAGGAUGCACUGAGGCUUUACACCAGGGCUAUGUUCUAUAAAGUACAGGAGGAGAUCAAAGCUGGUAGUAUGGAUAUUGUCGUCUUGAGCAUGAAUUUUUCGGAGAAUACAAGAACAAUAAUGAUUCAAGACACAUUCAAAAAGGGAAUCACUUUCAAGGUUGCAGUUAACAUGGAGACAAACAAUAUUGAAUGUUCGUGCAAACUUUUCACCAGAGCUGGUUACCUAUGCUCUCAUGCUUUUUUCUGCCUUGGCAUAUGUGGAAUAAAAUUAAUACCAAGACAGAAUGUAUGCAACAGGUGGCUGAAGAAUGCCAUAGAGCGUUUCAGUACACUAGAACUUGGAGAAAUAUCUGAUACUGGUACAACACAAUUAUCUAGACGGGUUAAGUCGCAAGAUUGUUGGUUUGAAUUUCAGGGUUGUCUCAGUGAUGCAUCUGGGAAUCCCGAUAUUUUGGAGUAUAUUAGAAGUGGCCUGAGUAGUAUGCGUAAGCACAUUACAGUGACAAUGAAGAAGCCAAGGACACGAUUGAAUUCUGAACAAAUUGAAGAAUUAAUAGAUUCUCGUGUUGUUGAAGAGGUGACCAUACAGAAUCCUAACAAAAGCAACAACAAAGGCAGCAGAAAAAGGAUUGUAUCUGGAGCAGAAAAGUCUAUUGGCUGUAACAAAAGAAAGAAGAGGAAGUGUGCAACAUGCAAGGAAUAUGCUUUUCAUGAUUCAAGAACAUGUCCUGAAAAAAACUGA
Daucus carota subsp. sativus is the source of this 2452-nucleotide messenger RNA. RefSeq names its product protein FAR1-RELATED SEQUENCE 5-like. The transcript has 5 exons. The record is from RefSeq and is a predicted model, not a curated record. Lineage: Eukaryota; Viridiplantae; Streptophyta; Magnoliopsida; Apiales; Apiaceae. Bases 284 to 2452 code for a protein of 722 amino acids. Gene Ontology annotation, molecular function: zinc ion binding. Gene Ontology annotation, biological process: regulation of DNA-templated transcription.